GGGUGAUUCUUGCCGUGCCAUAUGUAGCACCUUAUGAUUUAGCAGUCUACAUCAUAUGUAUUUUAAUUGGAUCACGGGGUUUAAAAGUACAACUUUCCAAAAAAAUUGAAAAUUCAAACUCACCUACGACUAGUCUACAUG
Molecule: messenger RNA, 141 nt
Organism: Funneliformis geosporum
Lineage: Eukaryota; Fungi; Glomeromycota; Glomeromycetes; Glomerales; Glomeraceae
Source: the annotation of a GenBank genome assembly